AUCUUCCAUAAUCCAAUAUUCACAUACUUAAGUAAUUACAGAGAGAGAGAGAGAGAGAGAGAGAUAUGCCGACAUAAACAGUGGCGGUGGGGAUUGAGCAGCUAGCUAGCUCUACAACAGAGUCGGUCGAAUUGGUGUCAUGCACUUUUCAUGUAUAAAUAUAGACACCAGUCCCUAUUCAUCAGGUCACGUGAAUUGCAUAUCUCAACCGAAAUUGAAAUCCAAUCAAAUAGUUGUAGGAUUCAAAUGGCUGGGAUUCAAUGGUCUCUUCUCUCCAUUUGUCUCCUUCUCUUCACUCCAGGUGUGUUUUCAGCCACAUUCACAAUAACCAACCAGUGUAGCUACCCGGUAUGGCCAGGCCUACUAUCCGGCGCUGGAACACCUCAGCUCCCCACCACCGGCUUCGCCCUCAACUCCGGUGCCUCCACCACCAUCCCUAUCCCCACCUCUUGGUCCGGCCGCGUAUGGGGCCGCACCCUCUGCUCCACCGACCCCACCACCGGCAAAUUCACCUGCCUCACAGCUGAUUGCGGCUCCGGCACCAUCGAAUGCAACGGCGCCGGUUCCGUCCCUCCCGCGACCCUCGCCGAGUUCACGCUCAACGGCGCCAACGGCCUCGACUUCUAUGACGUGAGCCUCGUCGACGGAUUCAAUCUGCCCAUGCUUGUGGUCCCACAGGGCGGGACCGGGGGCGGGAACUGCACCGCCACCGGGUGCGUGGUGGACCUCAACGGCUCGUGCCCGGUUGCGCUGCGGGUGAUUGGCGCCACGUACGGGAGCGAGUGCGUGGCGUGCAGGAGCGCGUGUGAGACGUUUGGGGACCCGAUGUAUUGCUGUACCGGGGCUUACGCGACGCCCAAUACGUGCCAGCCGACUUCUUAUUCGCAGUUCUUCAAGAACGCGUGCCCGCGGGCGUAUAGUUUUGCGUACGAUGACGGGACCAGUACAUUCACGUGUGCAUCUGCGAAUUACGUCAUCACUUUUUGUCCAACUCCGGCUGUAAGCCAGAAGUCAUCAGGAGGGCAAAGUGAAAUUCCGGAGGCAACAAACAUCUCCAGCAGCAGUCCGGAGGCAACAAUCAUCUUCAACAGCAGCAAUUCGAGAUGCUCUACGACUCCAUUUCUCUUCAUCACCACCUUCAUCGCCGCUUUAUCGGUUAUUUGGCAGUCGAGGCAUCUGAACUGAUCGUCUCUGUCACAGUCUCUUCACUUUGUUCGUUGUAUUUGUUACUCCUUCUGCCCGCGAUUGUUAGUGAGGGAUUUCAAAUGGCCCGAAUAGUGAAAUUUUGUUCUUAUAGAACAAUUGUUGCCAGCGGCCUGCAUUCGAGCCUGGACGGUUUCUACGUAGAAAACGGAAUAGAGAGAAUAGACUGUGAUAAGUCGUAGCUGGCGUAGGGAAAUUAUAGUAUUAGAUUAGUUUUAUUUUUUUAGUUAUUUUAGUAGUAGGAAAAUGAGGUGCGUGAAGAAUAGUUGAUUAUUUCGGGAUUUUAUUAUUGGGUUUUUAUAUUGUUAAGGUUAAGGUCUACUGGUGCAAACUAUAUAAGAUGAAGUUUUGGUUUGGUUGGGUU
This is a messenger RNA of Rhododendron vialii, 1567 nucleotides long. Its product is annotated as thaumatin-like protein 1b. Lineage: Eukaryota; Viridiplantae; Streptophyta; Magnoliopsida; Ericales; Ericaceae. The coding region runs from base 151 to 1185 and encodes 344 amino acids. Gene Ontology annotation, biological process: defense response. The record is from RefSeq and is a predicted model, not a curated record. Gene Ontology annotation, cellular component: extracellular region. The transcript is spliced from 3 exons.